Messenger RNA from Carassius carassius (crucian carp), 2796 nucleotides. RefSeq names its product ankyrin repeat and BTB (POZ) domain containing 1 (gene abtb1). The transcript has 12 exons. Lineage: Eukaryota; Metazoa; Chordata; Actinopteri; Cypriniformes; Cyprinidae. Bases 212 to 1642 code for a protein of 476 amino acids. Gene Ontology annotation, molecular function: protein binding. Gene Ontology annotation, cellular component: cytoplasm; ubiquitin ligase complex. The record is from RefSeq and is a predicted model, not a curated record.
CUCAACUGUACGUACACAAACCUGCUUCCUGUUUACGUUUGCCGAGCACUUUCACAGUGCGAGAAGAAACAGGAGACAUCGCAAACAUCACCUGGAGACAGGCUCCUCGUUAGUUUUGUUCAGACCUGUCGCUGUCCGUGCCCCUGCAGCCGAUCCUGUCUGUUAGACAGGCCGUUUCAAUGCAUUUCAGAGAAGCUUUACCGCCGCGCAGAUGGACGCUGUUGAUCUGUUUUCAAGCUGCAGAAAAGGCGACAUUGCCAGAGUGAGAUACCUGGUUGAACAGAGGGAUGUAGAACUGAACAUCAGAGAUAAGUGGGACAGUACACCUCUGUAUUAUGCAUGUCUCUGUGGACAUGAAGAACUGGUGCAGUACCUGCUUGCCAACGGAGCAAAGUGUGAGGCCAACACGUUUGACGGUGAGCGCUGUCUGUACGGAGCGCUGAGCGACCCCAUCCGCCGCCUGCUCAAAGAGUACAAGCGCAUCACUGCGAAGGCCAUGCAGAGAGACUAUUACGACCAGUUCCUGCAGACGCUUUUGGAGCAGGGAAGCUACAGCGAUGUGACGUUUAUGGUGCACGGUGAGAUGUUCAAGGCCCACCGGUGUAUCCUGAGUGCCCGAUCAGAAUACUUCGCACACAUGCUGGAGACCAAGUGGAAGGGGAAGAGUGACAUUACCCUCAAACAUCCACUGGUCAAUCCUGCUGCAUUUGGUGCAAUCAUGCAGUAUUUCUACACCGGGCGUUUGGAUAUAGAUGUGAACUACGUGGAGGACUGCAAGCGUUUGGCGAAACAGUGCAAGAUCAGCGAGCUGAUUGAGGAGCUGGAAGUGAAGUGCAAACAGGUUUAUGAGUUUGUGUCUAAUAAGCCCGGGACGUGUGUGAAGGUGUUGACUCUGGAUCCUCAUGACUUUCAGCUGCAGGAUGGGAUGGCUCUGCUGGCUGACAGUGCACUUCCUGCCGAGCUGCGGGUUGGAUACGGUCAGCUUCCUUUCGAUCUAACUGAUAGUUUUCCGAGUUAUCCUGAUAUCUGCUUCCGGGUGGAGGGUUAUGACUUCCUGUGUCAUAAGGCGUUUUUCUGUGCUCGUAGUGAUUAUUUUAAGGCUCUGCUGGAGGAUCAUUUCAGCGAGGGGGAAACUCUCCAGGCUCAUCCCAGUAUUCCUGUCAUCACCCUUAAUGAUGUGUCUCAUGAUUUGUUUUCAAGAAUCCUUUACUACAUCUACAGUGAUAACACUCAGCUCACUCAUGAGAGUGUGUAUGAGGUCCUGUGUGUGGCCGACAUGUACCUGUUGCCGGGGCUGAAGCGUCUGUGUGGCAGGACUCUGGCUGUGCUGCUCAAUGAGGAGAACAUCCUGCACAUGUGGAAGACGGCCAAACUGUUCCGGCUCUCACGUCUGGAGGACCAGUGCACUGAAUACAUGGCCAAGAUCAUAGAGCGGCUGGUAGAAAGGCCAGAGUUUGCUGAUAUGAUCAGAGAGGAUGCUGGGAAUGUGGCGGCCAGGCAGGAGACUGAUUCCAUCCCUCUGGUAGAUGAGAUCCGCUUCCAUAUCACCAGUAACGUUCAGACGUACAGCGCCAUCGAGGAGGCCAACCAGAAACUCAGCGCCCUUGAGCUCCUGCUGGUCAGCAUCGGCCUGGAGUGCUGAAAAACAACAAGAAACUUGAGCUCGGGAGAGAGCGGGACGCUGACAGAUUGAUCAGAUGCUUAUGUAAUGCUUUACAUGCACAAUUAAUCUGUAGCAAACUAGCACCACAUUAGCAGUAACAAACUAAUACGGUCGAUUCUAACCAAAAACAUGCAUAUAUAGAGUCAAGAUGUGCCUGUAGUGAUUCAGCUUCCUGUCUUUAGCUGUUUCUGUUGUUUUAUUAUGAACAAAAAGAGAGACGAAUUGACAUUUGAAUUAUUUCACUGGUAGUGAACCUGAUAUAUCAGAACAAGUUGAUGUUAGCGCUCUUUGUGAUCCACUGUUCAGCCUUCCACAUGCAUCAUGACGGAUGUAGCAGAAUAUGUAUCAAGCUUUAUAAGUUGUGAAGUGUUGCGAACACAGAGUCAAAACCAUACGGUUUAGCUGUUACAUCCCUGAUUAUGAAUUCGAGUCAAUGAUUAAUAUAGGAUGAGGCGAUUAAACUGGGAGAGAACGAUUUAUUCACAUGCAUGUAAGAAAAGGUGUGCAUUGAAUAAUAGUGUUUUUGAGAAGUUACAAUUUGAGAUGUUUUCGUGAUAGGACUGAUAGUUAUACAGUCAUCCAUUUUUGAUCCAAGAAUGAAUUACAAAAGGAUUUCAUUUUGUGUGAUAGUUCAAGCAAGUGGACGAUUAUUUCUGCCUCUAAAUGUAUCUUCCAGCACUGAUAUAGAAGUUUUCCAGCUUUGCAUCCGCAGACUUCUGCUAAUGCGCCUGAAAAAUCAGGAAAUGUUCUCCUAAACCUGUCUGUGCUUAAUUUUUCUCCACCUAUACAUUUUUACUCCUGCUUUUGUUUUUCCUGGAGUGCUUUGAUUUUAUUUCAUAGUCUUUUAUUUAAUGUUUUUUAUGUUGGUCUUUAAGCAUAUCCUGCACUUAUUUGCUCAGCAGCACUUGAUGAGUUUGUGUAUGUUUAUGUUUAUGUUUAUGUUUAUGAACUGUGUGCUCAGGAGAAAAUAUGACAAAUGAGAUUUGUGUUUGAACUUUAAUGAGUGUCCAAGUCAUAAAAUAUCUGAUGCGUUGGCAUUGCAGUUUCUUUUCCAAUGAUUUAUUGUGGGAUACUCUGACUGAAUGGGAUGUACGUAAGUGAGCAAAAAUAAAUAUUAUUUAAUCUACAUAUUA